AUGACAACAACAAGAAGAAUAGAAACAAUGGCACCAAGAAGAAGAAUAGAAACAAUGACACAAAGAAGAAUAAUAGAAACAAUGACACCAACAAAAAGAAUAGGAACAAUGACACCAACAAGAAUAGGAACAAUGACACCAACAAGAAGAAUAGGAACAAUGACACCAAGAAGAAUAGAAACAAUGACACCAACAAGAAGAAUAGAAACAAUGACACCAACAAGAAGAAUAGGAACAAUGACAUCAACAAAAGGAAUAGAAACAAUGACACCAAUAAGAAGAAUAGGAACAAUGACACCAACAAGAAUAGGAACAAUGAUACCAAGAAGUAUAGAAACAAACAAUGACACCAACAAGAAGAAUAGAAACAAUGACACCAGCAAGAAGAAUAGGAAAAAUGACACCAAGAACAGGAAUGAUGACACCAACAAAAAGAAUAGAAACAAUGACACCAACAAAAAGAAUAGAAACAAUGACACCAAGAAGAAGAAUAGGAACAAUGACACCAACAAAAAGAAUAGAAACAAUGACACCAACAAGAAGAAUAGGAACAAUGCCACUAACAAGAAGAAUAGAAACAAUGACACCAACAAAAAGAAUAGAAACAAUAACACCAAGAAGUAG
Protopterus annectens (West African lungfish) is the source of this 624-nucleotide messenger RNA. Its product is annotated as homeobox protein 4-like. The coding region runs from base 1 to 624 and encodes 207 amino acids. The record is from RefSeq and is a predicted model, not a curated record. NCBI's taxonomy places the organism in Eukaryota, Metazoa, Chordata, Ceratodontiformes, Protopteridae. The transcript has a single exon.